This is a messenger RNA of Macroventuria anomochaeta, 2545 nucleotides long. RefSeq names its product phosphatases II. The transcript is spliced from 3 exons. The record is from RefSeq and is a predicted model, not a curated record. Bases 239 to 2155 code for a protein of 638 amino acids. Gene Ontology annotation, biological process: regulation of exit from mitosis; protein dephosphorylation; positive regulation of cytokinesis. Gene Ontology annotation, cellular component: mitotic spindle midzone; mitotic spindle pole body; centrosome. Gene Ontology annotation, molecular function: protein tyrosine/serine/threonine phosphatase activity; protein serine/threonine phosphatase activity. Lineage: Eukaryota; Fungi; Ascomycota; Dothideomycetes; Pleosporales; Didymellaceae.
CUGGACUUCAGACAUCAUUACUGUUAUUCAUUUCCCGGACCAUUGCAGGACAAGACGCACUCGGCGACUGUGUUCGCAGCUUCACAACGAUUCCACCUCCCGCAAUUACUCUGCGCUGGUCAAUCUCGCCCUUUCGUCUCAAGUCGCCGUCCCCCGUAUAUUGCUCGGCGCUUGCAGCCGCAAGUAGUCUUCGGUCUUUCUUCGCGCCAGUUUAAGCAUCAGUGUUGCAUUCUUCACCAUGUCUUCGCAUUCACGAGUAGCAAAGACGCCUCGCGCCAGCGCGACCAGCUAUGGUCAGGUCAUCGAGUACAUCCAAGACAGACUCUACCUCGCCUCGUAUACCCAUACACCAGAUGCGAACACACCAUUCCCUUAUCCCAAGCAGCACGCGUCGCCAUCGAAGCGCUCAUCGCGGGCGCAAGCAGGUCCCACUGCCGCUGGCGCUAAGGCGCUCCCACCUGUGUACUUCAGCAUUGACAAGACUCUGCUGUACAACGCCUUCCACGGCGACUUCGGCCCGCUCCACAUUGGUCACUUGUACCGCUUUGCUGUACAGCUGCAUGAAGUACUUGGCGACCCAGCGAACGAGGAGCGAGCAGUAGUCUUCUGGAGUAGCGCAGACUCAAGGAGCCGUGCCAAUGCCGCUUGCAUCCUUGCUUGCUACAUGGUCCUCAUUCAGUCGUGGCCGCCUCACCUGGCUCUCGCGCCCAUUGCCCAAAUGGACCCGCCUUGCAUGCCAUUCCGCGAUGCCGGAUACAGCCAGGCUGACUACGUUCUCAACAUUCAGGAUGUCAUCUACGGUGUCUGGAAAGCGAAGGAGGAAGGUCUCUGCGGGCUCAAGGAUUUCAGCCUCGAGGAGUACGAGAAAUACGAGCGCGUCGAUAUGGGUGACUUCAACUGGGUCACCCCUCAAUUCCUGGCAUUCGCCUCCCCUCAGCAACAGCCAACUCAUGAGAUCUCCAAGUCGUCGCCGGUGUACGCCACAAUCCCCUCCAACAUCGCCGAGGUUCAGAAGUCGAGCCUGCCCGGACCUUUCAAGAACGUCCUGUCGCACUUCUGCGCGCGCAACAUCGGUCUCGUCGUUCGCUUGAACUCUGAACUCUACUCCUCGACCUACUUCGAGAAGCUGGGAAUCAAGCAUCUCAACAUGAUCUUCGACGAUGGUACUUGCCCACCUUUGUCUCUUGUCCGUCAAUUUAUCAACCUUGCGCACGAGAUGAUCACUGUUCGCAAGAAGGGUAUCGCUGUUCACUGCAAGGCUGGUCUUGGACGAACUGGUUGCCUCAUUGGUGCCUACCUCAUCUACAAGCAUGGUUUCACUGCCAACGAGAUUAUCGCCUACAUGCGAUUCAUGCGUCCCGGUAUGGUCGUUGGUCCUCAGCAGCACUGGCUCCACCUCAACCAGAUGACCUUCCGCGAAUGGUGGCACGAGGACACCAUGAAGGCUAAGUACGCCGAGAUGAUGCCCUCCACACCUACAGUAUCGCCACGCAAGCAGCGUCUGGCAAGCAACGGGCAGACCUUCACACCACCAAAUGGAUCCCAGAGGCGCGCCGCACUUGGAGAGAUUGAGUCAAAUGAACAGCGUAAUGCCGCGCCCUCGAACAUUGGCGUCCAAGAAGACAACCUCCCAGCGCCGACACCAGGUCAGCCCCGAAAGACUAGCAAGCUUUACGGCACUGGCAGCGCAAGACAGUCCCCAUCGCGCAUCGAUGAGAACGAGCCAUUCACCAGAUCCACGACUGAAGUAAGGGCGGACCUCACUCGUUAUGACGGUGAGUCUGACGAGGAGUACCACCUACGCCAAAUUGCGCGGAGAACAUCGUCUCGUUCGCCAGCUCGCACACCUGCUUCGAUCAAGGAGAAGACACGUCGUGCCUUCAGCACAACAUCUGUUGUUCACACGUCGGUAACUCACACAUCGUUCGGCUACGGUGACGGCAGCGAUGCUGAGAAUACCGCACCGGCUACAAUUAGCGGUCGUCCGAAGACACCAAAAGAUAAGAGCGGCAGCGGCAACGGCAACGGCAGCAUCUGCGUCGGAAAAGUUCGUUCAAGCCCACACCGGAGGAGCACUGAGGGCAAGACUAGUGUUCGCAAGACCAGUGGGAGAGUCGGCAGUGUCGGCAGCUCCAUGGUCCGCCCCAAGUCAUGAGCGACGUUCUCCACAUCUGAGUUUCUGCAUCAUCGGUGUUUAGGCACCAAAGGCGUAUUGGCAUCAUCACUUCCAUCAUCAUCAUCAUCGGCAUCUCCUCCAUCUGAGCGAUACCAGCGGCAUGAACAGGUGUUCAGCAUUGUCGAUUCGAUGUUCUACAACAUAUGGCGUCUGACGAAAGGGCGUUUUGGGUCUCAUAGGCGUGUGCGAGGGUCAGCACCUUGCGGGUUAGGUUCCGUAGUCUGGCGUACGGUGUGCUGUUUUCACUCUCCCGAGUCUCUUCUCAGUCACAGCAUUGGUCAUCAUUUCAGUAUUGUCUUGUUGUACUUCUGUCUUGUUUCUCUUUGCGGCGUCUGACUGCGGAUGUUCAUGACAUUAUGAAGAUAAUGA